CUUUAACCCCAAUCGGCCAAUUUCUGUGUUUCUUAAACAGAAAAGUGUUUUAUUUACAUUUUCCUGGAUUUCAUCCGACACAGUGGUCAAUUAUUAUUUGUUGAUGAUAGACUUAGACUGAAGUCAUUUAUGACGAUUUAUAAAUACUACAAAAAAAGUAUUAAAAAAAAGCAUAUGAGCAACAGUGUAAAUUGGUGUGUAUUGUAUUGUACGCAUUUCAGUAAUUUAAUGUACUUCAGAGUGGACCUAGGCGUUAGAAAAGUGUUACUUACUUUAGUCUUAGUUAGACUAGAAUAGAUUAUAAUAAUAAUAUUAUAUUUAUACAUUAUUUAUUAACUUAUAUCAGGCUAUUGACUUGACUAACAGGACUAAGUACACAGUGACCAGGUUUUCUUUCAGCUAUAUCUCAAGGGGGGGGGGGGGGGACCCCCCCCCCCCCCCCCCCCGAGAAAAAAUAUGUCCAACAAUAAAUCAACUGGAACUGCUAGCACUGCCGCCCCCCUCCCCCCGAAAACUCUGAAGUGCCCCCACCCCCGAAAAUCUGAAGUGGGGGUGGGGGGGGGGUUCUGAAAGAAACACUGACAGUGACGACAGUCUGUCAACUUAUGACGAUUUAUGUCUUAUAUUAUAUAUUAUAUAGUACUUAUUAGGCUGCAUGUGUCUCUCGAUUAUUGAUUUUAUAGUCUAACUUAAGUCACUAGUUUGUAAGUCCAUCCGUAAGGGUAAGUGACAGUUAAAAUAAAAAAUAAAAAUAUAGGCAUAGUAGUAUUAGUAGAGGCAAUAAGCCUAUACUAUAUGAAUAUGAUUUAAUGAUUAAUAUAAUUUUUAAAAAUAUAUUGCUUUACUUUUAAUUACACACCCUUUGCCCAGCCUUUGGUUAGUUAUAUUAUUUGUAGGGGGGCUAGAAUAAUUAGGGCUUAACACAACUAUUUUUCUUCUUCAUCUUCAUCUAUAUUAUAUAAUAUAUAUUAUUUAGGGCCCACAAUCAAUGUAUUGGUCAUUCUGGCUUCUAUGUAUGUAGAGGGAAAUUUGCAAUGUUUCUGUGCCUGGUAUUGAAGGGGAUAUUUCACUGGUUGCAAGGGCCACUAAGCGAGGGUAUAAUGAACUGGGGGAUGGAAGGCCUGGGGGAAUAGAUGCAAAUGUGUCAAGUGUUGUUGCCUCAACUGUUCUUUUGGAAGCUUGUUCUGGUUCCUGAUUGUCUUUGGCAGGAAUGAGCAGUUCCUGUACUGUGUUCUUGCUGUUAUGAGCCGGAACUGCUUGUCACGGCCUCGUCGCUGUCUAGGGGGGAGAGGGAUGAGUUUCUGUUUAAUGCUGGAGCAGUGGACAAGCCCUUUAUUUACCUUGUAUAUCAUGGAGAGCCUGGAUGAUCAUCGUCGUUCCUCAAAUGGUGACCAGCCCAGUGUUUCCAGCAUGCUGCCAACACUAGAGGUGUUCCUGUAGAGGUUUAGGACAAAGCGUGCUGCCCGUCGCUGGACCACCUCCAACCUGUUGAUGCUCUUCCGGGUUAAUGGGUUCCAGACUGUAGAUGCAUAAUCUAAAAGCAGCCGGACAAAGGCUUUAUAGUUUAUAGGCUCUUUCUUUCACACUGGUUUUGCCGAUUCUUAGAUUGCGCUGUAAGAACCCCAGGGUCUUGUUUGCCUGGUUGCAAACACUGUUAAAAUGCUUGUCCCAGUGGACCUUUCUUUGAAUGGUAACACUGAGGUACCAUAAGAAGGAAACUGGCUCAAAUAUAUGGCUAUGCCGUUCCAAAUGGGGGUGUAGAGGAGUACCACUUCUAGAGACUGACACAGUGUCUGUCUGGCACUUGGCCAGGAUGAAACUCCAUUUCAUGUAUCCUGGUUUUAUUCAAAUAUUUAAUUAGGGAUUGAGAUUGAACUGUUUGAUAAUUUGAUAAUUACAAUUGGGCCAACAGAAUUUUCAUAACUGAUUGAUUCACAUAAUUAAUAACACUACUAGCCCAGUAAUAAUUUUUAAUUAGCAUAGAUAGGGCCAUGCCCAUAGGCAUAACUAACUAACCUUUGUACAGCUUUGUUAGCCUCAGUUUGUUCCUUAAUAUUUGUCUGCUUGAGGUUGCUUUGAUGAGCUUGGUUCAGUUUGCAUUUCUCUAAUUUUUGUUCUAGAAAUAUUUUCAGAGCUUGGCAUUUUACCUUCAUAGCUUUACUAUAAUGUAAUAAUGUUAUGUUAAUUAUGUCAUAUCAUAGAUCAGGUAACAACUGAUAUUAUAUCUCUUAGCUUUCGUAUUACGUGUCUUAGCUUUUGUAUUACAUGUCUUAGCUUUUGAAUGAAUUCAGAAAUAAAAUAUUGUUCUAUAAAAGAAUAAUGUUAAAACGUCUGUUAUUUAGUGUUAAUAAGUGCAUUUUUUUUUUCAAUAAAGCUUUAUUCAAACAUUUAUUUAAGGAAUGAGAUUGCAGUGGUAUACAAACAUUUUGAAACCCAUCUUGCAGAUUCUUGUGGUAUAUUCUAAUAUUAAUUGUAAAUUAAGUGCAGAAAGCCAGACAAGUUAAAAUAAAUUUAACUGAAACAAAAAAGUUAAACUAAAUCUAAUAAAACUUAACAUUAUAAGUUAAGUACCUUAAAAUAUUAUGAUUAAGUAUUAAGUAAAUGAUUAACGCUAAUAUCAGUUUUGUCAUGACUAACCUCCUACUAACAGAACUAUAAUGAGAUUAAAUAAAACAAGUAAAUUAAUAACAAUUGGCAUUGAGUUGCCAUACUAUGACUAUGAUAUGUUAGAUUAAUACAAUAUUUGAUGAAUAAAUCAUUAAUUAUUCAUAAGUAUAAGUCAUUGUCAUAAGUUGACUUUAUAAUUCUUAGUGAUCCUUAGGCCUAAUAAUACUAAUAACUAAGAAGGACUGAGUUAGAUAAAAAAAAAAUUGAUCUAGCCUAGUUAAUAAUUCAAAAAUUAGUCCUAAGUCUACUACUUAGGUCUAGGCAAAAUUUAAAAAAAAAAAAAAAUUAGGUGGGGGUUUAUCAGGUAAGAUAGCAGUUUGCACCUUGCGUGCUCCCAGCAAACAUGAUCUCUAUAAGUUCACUUCUAAGUCUAAACUUCUAAUUUCUACUGUCUACCAUCAGCUGGUUUCCCAACAAUAAUCCUGACAGAACUUGCAACGCCACAGUAGUUUGUGUAUGUGGUGUUUGUGUGUUUUAUUUUUGCUUCGAUUUCCAAGUUUAACUUUAUGCCAUGCCUAAUCAUUUUCUAUUUAAAAAGAAAUAAAUUAUCAAUACUGUAGAGGCAAGCACUGUUUAAAUAUUUAAAAUUGUAGUUGUUAAAAGAUGCAGAAAGUUUAGUAGAAGUCAUGUCGGCAGUAAGAAUGACUUUUAAGUAUUUGAAGGCUCAGAAUCAGACUCAAUAUGCUUAAGAUUGUUAGUUUAAUUGUGAUGCUGGGCAGAUAAAUACGAAUAAAGUAAUAUAGCAAAACAAAUUAUAAGAGCUCCAAGUAGUCCUGGAAAGCUUUCAAAGGCCAGCUCAAUCAUUAACUGGCAUCAACUUGCCUCGAAAAAUGCAGAUUGAAACUGCUGGUCACUGAUAGGAAUGGCUGGAGCUUUCACUGAGAUGCUUGAGUCUCACUGACAAGAGGUAAAUGAAGAAAUGUGUACACAAAGAAAGCAAAAGCUGGCUGCUGAUCUGAGCACUGGACAUGGAUGACUUCACUUAAGCCUAUGAUCCAAGUCUAGAAUGCGCCAGUAUAGUCAACUCUGGCUUUAUAUUCACCUCUUGCUGUAUAGUCACCUCUGGCUAAAUGUUCACCUCUUGCUUCUAUAGUUACCUCUAGCAUCUAUAGUCACCUCUGGCUGUAAAGUCUUCUCUGUUGGUAUAGUCAUCUCUGGCUCUACAGUCACCUCUGGCUCUACAGUCACCUCUGGCUGCACAGUCACCUCUGGCUGUACAGUCACCUCUGGCUGUACAGUUACCUAUGGCUGUACAGUCACCUCUGGCUCUACAGUCACCUUUAGCUCUACAGUCACCUCUGGCUCUACAGUCAACUCCAGGCAUACAAAGGACCUCACAACCAGUGAGACAAAGCUCAAGUCACAAUAAAUAUUUUUACAGUAUCAGAUCAUUAUAAUCAACAGCAAAUGUUGCUGCUUGCCAUGAGGAUGCUGCUCUAUGAUAAAUUUUUUGGAUGCCAUUGUAGCUAUGCCAGUGCUGGAUUAAGAACUAUGGCGAUGGAGAUGCCCAAAACUCUGUAAUAUACAUUACAUCAUUACAUGAUGGAUAUGCCUGAGAUGCCCAUUUGUCAGUACCGUACUAUACAUUACAUCAUUACAAGAUGGAGAUGCCCGUGAUGUCCAUUACUCUGUACUAUACAUUACAUCAUUACAUGAUGGAUAUGCCUGAGAUGCUCCUUUGUCAGUACCGUACUAUACAUUACAUUAUUACAAGGUUGGUAGGGCAGAGAUGCCCGUUACUUAGUGCUAUAAAUAGCAUCAUUACGAGAUGGAGAUGGCAGAGAUGUCCACUACUCAGUACUAUACAUUACAUCAUUACAGGUACAUUCAAGAUCGAAUCAAGUCCCCAACCCUCCCAAAAAUGGGAACUCUUGUUGUUGAAGCCCUAUAGGCACACUCUUCAUUUGCCUUCAUGUUAAUCUGGUACUGCACUCUGCUCUUACCUGAGAUGCAACAACUGAGACAUGGAAUACAAAACAUAAGACAUGUAAUAAAAAAGCUAAGACAUGAAAUACAAAAGCUAAGACAUGUAAUACAAAAGCUAAGACAUUUAAUACAAAAGCUAAGACAUGAAAUACAAAAGCUAAGACAUGUAAUACAAAAGCUAAGACAUUUAAUACAAAAGCUAAGACAUGUAAUAUCAGUUGUUUCCUGAUCUAAAGCCAAAAUAUGAAUGCAAAUAAACUUCAUGAAAACUAUAGACUAUAGUGGGGCCCACGCCCCACAGGGGAGGGGGGCAGUUUGAUUGUUUAGAGGAGCAAUAGGAAAAUGAGCUGUUUAGAAUUGAAAACCAACUGUCACCUAUGAUUUAACUUGUAUUUUGAAAAAAGACCAACAUUAAAAUCUUUAUUUACUUCUCAUACCGCCACUGCCAAUCGUACUCUUGAGGCCAUUUAUGUUAUGAAAUUUCCUUACUCAUCGCUAAAUCUGGAAAAAAAUUAUACUAUGGAAGAGAUUUUAAUCAUACCAUCAAUAUCAGCAUUUCUUAAAUGGGUUCUGGAAAAAAAUGACAAAGACGUGGAAGCUAUGUCACUCAGUAAUAAUACUGUUGGCAGAGGAAUAGACGAAAUGAGUGAAGAUAUUGAAAUACAGUUUUUUGAAAAGCUGAAAACAAGAAAUUUCUCAGUGCAAAUGGAUGAAUCAACUUUAAGAGACAGUGAGGCCGUAUUGAUAACUUACUUAAGAUAUAUUGAUAAAGGUUAUUUAGCUGAAGAAAUUUUGCUCUGUAAAUCUUUAGAAAGCACCACUAUCGCCAAAGAUAGAUAUAUAAUAAGCUAAAAAAAUUUACUUAGAUUUCAAUAAUAUAUGAAUGAAAAAUAUAACAUCUUGUGCUUCAGUUGGGGGACCUAAUAUGAUGGGCAAAAAAAAUGGCUGCUUAAACUUGAUGAAGGAUGAGAAUUCAGAAAUGCUUUUUGUGCAUUGUGUUAUUCAUAGGGAAAACUUAGUAGCUAAAAACAUUUUGCCUGUUCUAAAUGAAGUACUAAAUUCAGUUCUAAAGUGUAUCAAUGCUAUUAAAGCAAUGCCAAAUGUGAACGUCUCUUCAAGCUAUUUUGUGAAGAACAAAAUGCACACUACAUGAGACUUUUACCUCACACUGAAGUAAGAUGGCUUUUGAAGGAGAAAUGCUUGAAAAGAUUUAUGGAACUAUUUGAUACGCUUGUAGUUUUUUAAAGAGACAAACCUGAUAUGAAGUAGCCUAUCUGUUAACAGUCGAUGGUAAAGCAUUUGUGAGUUAUUUAGCCAACAUCUUUGAAAAAAACAAAAUAUAUAAAAUAACCAACUUCAAGGAACCAAUAAAACUCUUGUAGAUGCAAAAGCGAAGAUAUUUGAAUUAUGUCAGAAAAAUGUUAACAACAAAAAUUUUGAAAAGUUUCAUUGGCUCCAAAAAUGUGAAGUGAAUGAUACCGUUAACUUGUUAUUGUCGACCAUCUGAAAAUUCUAUUGGCAGAUUUAAAAGAAAGAUUUUCUGAUUUGAAACAAAUUGAUUUUCCAACUUGGAUGAUGCAGCCAAUGUUACUCAAUAUUUCAAAUAUGCAGUAUCAAGAAGAACUCGCAGAAAUGCACAUUGAUGAGUCAGUUAAAACUUUAUUUAAUAUAUAAGGAGCAAUGACAUGGCUUUGUGAGGAAUAAGAAAUCAAAUAUCCAAAUUCAAACAAAUAUGCAAGAAGACUUUUGUUGCCGUUUCCAUCUUCAUAUUUAACUGAAUGUAGAUUUAGUGCCAUAAAUGAUUUGAUGCAAAAAAAACAAAAAACAAUUGGCUGGAUAUAAAACAAUGGGGAGACUUGAGACUGAAGCUAACUAAAUUGGACGCUAGCAUAAAAUCUCUUUGCAGCAAGCAUCAAGCACAAAUAUCUCACUAAAUUUAAAUAAUAAAUAAUUACUAAUAAUUAAAAUAAUAAUAUAGAAAAAUCUUUCAUUAAAAUUAUUUCGUAUUUGAAUUUAAGUUCUCCAUUAAAUGUUUUGAAAAUUUACUUAAUGUUUCCUCACCAAUUUCCUAGUGAUUUCUUUCUAAAACUUAUCAUUUAAGUUUCUUCAGUGAACAACCCUAUCUUUGAAUAUUAAACAUUAUGUGUAUGGUACAUGGGGGGCAUAAGAAUUUUAGAAAGGCUUAGGUGGGCAUGGUGCAAAAAAAGGUUGGGAAACACUGGACUAUAGCAAAUCACAGGUGGCAUUCCUAGUGAUGAUUCGGUACCAAAAUGAGACUACUGAUACAAGAUUGAGGGCAAUGCAGUAUCUGUUGUUGAAUCGAAUUUUGAUUUCCCAAUUUUAAUUUUAAAUAGCUUGGCUGUUCUGAAAAUUAGAAAUACUCCAAGAUUGAAACAUGCUAUUUAGACAAAGAUUUUUUAUGAUUUAAAAGGUCUACGAAAUUGUUAAUUAAAAAGUAUUUUUCAAAUUUUUUUUAUUAUUUAGAUCUUCCAAGAUGUCUGAUUUUAUUAAAUCAGUCAAUGUUCAAGAUAUCCGGUUUCCCACUUCUUUAGAAAAAGAUGGCUCAGAUGCAAUGGUAACAUGACAUCAAAUUAAAAGCUUUAAAUUUAAAGGAAGUAAAAAUGUUAAAAUCUUAUUUACAAAUUGUUUAGUAUUUUUAAUGAAUGUGGACUUCUUUUUUUGCACUCUUGUCUAUCAACAUUAUCAUGCAUAAAAUGAGCUAGAUCUAUAUUUUUUAUCAAAAUUUUAUAUUCCAGAAUAAGGACCCUGAUUACUCAUGUCCGUACGUGACUAUAACCACUGACUCCGGUUUACAAGGGUUCGGAAUUACCUUCACUGUUGGAAGAGGCAAUAACAUUGGUAAAUCUUGGUAACUUUUCACCCCAUGCUGUUUAGGCUUAGAUAAGGGUUAGUCGGUGAGAAUCUCAAUUCAUUUAUCGUGAAAUUUUCGCUUUUAAUUUUAAUUACAUUGUUAUCUCAUUAAAUUAACGUCUGUCUGGACAUGUUCUGUCCAUUGUCCAAAAGAAAAUGAUUUUUGUUAAUAGACUUCUACUCUCACCCCACCUUUCUUUUUGAGAACCUUAAAGACAAAUAAACUGUGAAACUUAAAAAAUAGCUUUCAUACCAUGUCAAGUAUAUUUUAAAUCUUAAAUCUAAAUUUUAGUUUACUUAUGCUUGUAGCAGACUCAGAUGUUUACAAAUUAUUCUUUGAAAAAAUGUAAUCACAAACUAACCAAACUAUGCAUUUCACUGUCGCCACGUGGGCUUCUGACCGUGACAACACUUAAAUACAAUUUAUAAUAAACUUGAAAAGAUGUUUCUAACACCAUUUCAGAUACCAAUAUGGAAACAUAUAGAACAAUGCACUGGUGUAUUGAAUCACAAAGCAGGGAUGGUACAUUGCAUGCACAUAUUGUUUUGGAUGAACAUGUCCCUAACCCUUAUUUAUAUACUAAAGCAAACUUAAAGAACCUUUCGAAAAUUUCUAUAAUUUUAUUCAAUCCUGAUGAAAGUUCUUGUAAAUUAAAAGAUCUGCUUAAGCCAAUUGUAAAACAAUAUAAAAUUUCCAUAAUCUUCUAGAACCCCGUGAAUAAUUGAAAAACUUUCUGUAAACUUCAAGAAUAUUUUUAGAACUUCCAGAAUCUUGUAAAAAUGACUUAAACCUCGAAUAUCCUUUUUUAAAAUUUUUUAUUUGACAUAGCGUUUCAUUUUUACAUUACUUGUUGAAGGCCUUUAAUAUAGUUUAUAUUUAUCAAAGUUUGUUAUACUACCUAUUAGCACCUUGGGUUCUGACAGCACUCUAUCAUAAUCACUCCAUGAGGAAGCAUUAUCAGUUUUUCUAUAGUCUUGUUGUUUUUUAAAUUACUUAUCUUACCAUGUAUUACUUAAAUUGACUUUUUCAGUAUGUGAAGCAAUUAAAUUAUUGAGUCAUCUUGUGGUUGGACAAGAGUUAUCAUCUAUUUUUGCAGACUUUGCAUCAUUUUGGAGAUCAUUGACCAGUGAAGAUCAAAUAAGAUGGGUUAGUUCCCUUUUUUUAAUUAUACUUGUUCACAAGAAUAUCACCAACUGGCAAAAUAAAAUAGUGUUGCAUGUGACACUGGAUUAAAUGCCACCGUGAAGAACAGCUUUAAAAGUAAACACUGAAUGUGGCAAAUGAAUGAAAGGGAUGGUAAUUUUUUACUGUUUAAAUUUACUCUAUCAAACAUUUCUCUUUCUGACAGCUUGGUCCAGAGAAAGGGGUGAUGCAUCUUGCAGUUGCUGCUAUAGUUAAUGCUGUUUGGGAUUUGUGGUCUAAGAUAGAGCAAAAGGUAAUUUGGUUUAUGUGACAUUUCACAGUUGAUGCAGUUUAUAAUAAGGACCUCCAUAUUUUGGAAAAUUCAAUGAUUUUCAAUUGAAUUAAUUUGACUAAUUAGUUUUUUUGUGUAUUGGUCAUUGGUUAAUAUUAUAGCGAACAUAAAGCCUAAUCACAAUAGAAUAUAGAAGAAUUGUUUUAUCACAGUAGAAUAUAGCUUAUAACACAAUCAUAAUAGAAUAUAGUAUACAAUAUAAUUACACAUUUUAGGAAAGACUAGAGAUAUAUUAUGGUUUACUUUGCAGUGACAUGGUUUACUGUAACAAGAUAAAUAAUUCAUAUGUUUUUUGUCAUUUUUGUACUUUUCAUAAGCUCUAACGACACACUUUUGAAAAUGUCAUUGCCAUUUGUUUAUAUUCACAGCCACUUUGGAAACUCUUGGUUGAUAUGGUAGGUGGUAUCACCAAAGCUACAGUUUUUUCCAAGUCAUAUGUAUUUUAUUUUCUCUACAACUUCUUAAUGUUUAAAUAUGUUGACAUAUUUGUGUAUUCAAAUUAAUUUAAUAAUAUUUUUGGUAUAAGUUUUUUUUUAAUUAAAAAAAAUCAUGAUAAUAUUUCAUUUGUUUGUAUAAAAGGAACCUGAACAACUGGUUUCAACAAUAGACUUUAGACACACGUGAGUGAUUUAGUCUUCUUUUCUUAAAUUAUUCGCUUAGAUAAUAUUGCUUUUAAACAUUUUUUGAAGAACAUAUUUUUAUUACUACCCUCAUUAAAAAAAAAUCUUGAUCUAUGGCUUAAAGAUUAUUUUAAAGCUAAUUCAUUUUUUUGCUGUUGCCAUAUUGCAGAACUGACACACUGACAAAAGAGGAAGCUCUUGGUAUGUAGAUUUCUGUGUGAUAUAUUGUUACACAAAAUUUGAACUCAAAAUUAUGCAUAAAAAUUGUAUCAUAGCUUUAAAAUGUUAAAUAUUUAAAUAUGGAAGAGUGAAACAACUUUGAUAAAAAUUUUUGAAUAACAAAAAAAUAAAAUUUAAACAAAUAAAAUAAAUAAUGCUAGAUGAAGUUCUCAUUAGAUCCACAGAUUUAAAAUGUCAUUGAUAGAAUUCUGAUUAAAUGUUGGAUUGUGAAAUAACUGCUAAUAAGCAACAAAAAAUGUAUAAUAUUCCCUGAAUUAAUGUUUAAAAUUGAAAUAGUUCAAAAUAAAAAUGGGCUUUUCUGGCUCUUAUAUGGGGUGUAUAUUAGUUGGCCAUGUCAAUGUCAGAUAAGCAAGGAUUGUGAUAAGUCAAAAUGUUACAAAAUUUGUUGCCUUAUUUAAUUAUCUAGAAUAAAAAUAAGCUGUUAUUAAUUAACGAUUAAGUUGAGUUACUUACAAUGAAAUAAGUGUUUAAAUGUUCCUGGUACUAGCUAUAGAUAACAAAAAUCAUGUUGGAUAUUUUGAUCACAAGAAUUAUGUAGAGAAUCAAUAGCCAGACCAAAAACAAAAAAAUCGCAAAAAUAAAUGUAUUUCAUUUCAACAGAGAUUUUAAAAGAAAUGCAAGCUGGAAAGAAUGAGCGAGGUGAGAAGACCUUGAACUUAACAUUCAGAUCCAUAAGCUAUUAUCAAUUAGACUAUGAAUUUCUACAUACAUAUUGACUUUUAUACCUAUAUUUAAUAGUAAAAUUGAAUUAGAUUAAGAUUUAGAGAUGAUAUUUUGUUGUUAUAUUUUGAAAAAACAAUAUUUUGCCAUUUAUCAUAAUCCUACUUUGUUAGCAUUAAAAGUAUUGACCGUAAUGCUACUUUAUGAACAAUAAAAGUAUUUACCGAAAUGCUACUUGAUUAACAAUAAAAGUAUUAACCGUAAUCGCCGUAAUGCUACUUUAUUAACAAUAAAAGUAUUUACUGCAAUGCUACUUUAUUAAAAAUAAAAGUAUUUACUGCAAUGCUACUUUAUUAAAAAUAAAAGUAUUGACCGUAAUGCUACUUUAUUAACAGCAUCCCAUUAUUAAGCAUCCCAUUUAAAUUUUGAGUUGUUUUUUUUUCAAGUCAGUUGAAUACUUUUAAUGAAUACUUGAGAGACUGACAGAAAGAUAGAAGGAGACAGAGAGAGAUACAGAGAGAUACAGAGAGACAGAGAGAGAUAGAGAGACAGAGAGAGAUAUAGAGAGACAGCAAGAGCGAUAGAGAGACAGAGAGAGAGAAGUGAGAGAUAGAGAAUACUUGACCAGAUGACAUUAAUAUAUGCAUGAACUGAAUCUGAAUUGGUAGGGGAUAAUCUUAUUUCUUUUUCUUAUGUUGUUCAUAAUUCUAAUGAAUAGCUGACAACAAUGUACAUCUUAACUUAUGUGUUGUUUUAAAUUCUGUGUGGUAAUUAAUUCUGUGGUCAUUAGUUCUGUUAUGUAUUUCAAUCCUUUUACAUGUUUAUAUGUUCUUACAAAUUAAUGAAUUAAUAAGGACAAUGAGGUAAUGUAGCAAUCUGUGGGUUCCAUAGAACAACUCAUUAAAGAAACUGGGUACCCAGCUUAUACCACAUCUUGUGCUUGGCUUGGUUACAGCGAUGAUAAGAUUGAAAGGGUAAGUUAAGAACUUUCUAGAAUUAUACAGCAAUGGUAAGAUUGAAAAUUUACCAGGGUUAGUUAAGAAAUUUGCCGUGAAGAAUGCUAGAAGCUGUGUUACAGUAUUUCAUUAUACAUGUAAAAUAAAAAUAAUGAAGCAGUGUAACAUUAUUUUAGUAAAUGGAUAGGAUAAUGAUUUCAGCUGACUAGAAGCUGUGUAACGUUUUUUCACUAUACUCAUAUAGGGUAAUGAUUUCAGCUGACUAGAGGACAUUUUAGAAGAAAACUGAUAACUGCUUGUUACUGUUAAAUAUUUUAAAAGAAAAAUGAUCAUCAUUCAGAGCUAAAUAAUUGUGUCCUGUGGUAUUGUCACUGACAUUUUUUUUUCCACUGAAUUUCUUUGAACUAGUUGUGCAAAGAGGCUCAGGCCCAGGGAUUCUCAAGGUAGGAGUCAGUGAGUUGACUGUAUGAGAUGCAAUUCAUUAAACUUGACAAUUGUUUUAUUUGAAAGAUAGUACUUAAUCAUAACUUAAUCAUCCUUAGGUCCCAUAUGUAUAAUUUAGCUGAUAGAUUGUAAAUUUUCAGCUCCUGUAUCAUUCUUAUCAUUGGACUGCACUGACUACAGUCACCUAUCCUAAAAUUCGUUGAAUACCGGUAAAAAAAAAGGAAAUUAAAGAAAACAAAACUCAUGAUAUUUGCAUAAGUACUAGAAAGUGUACAUGUACCAUCAUUAUUUAACUUAGGACCAGAAAGGGUACAUGUACCAUCAUUAUUUAACUUAGGACCAGAAAGUGUACAUGUACCAUCAUUAUUUAACUUAGGACCAGAGAGUGUACAUGUACCAUCAUUAUUUAACUUAGGACCAGAAAGUGUACAUGUACCAUCAUUGUUUAACUUAGGACCAGAAAGUGUACAUGUACCAUCAUUAUUUAACUUAGGACCAGAGAGUGUACAUGUACCAUCAUUAUUUAACUUAGGACCAGAAAGUGUACAUGUACCAUCAUUGUUUAACUUAGGACCUGAAAGUGUACAUGUACCAUCAUUAUUUAACUUAGGACCAGAGAGUGUACAUGUACCAUCAUUAUUUAACUUAGGAACAGAGAGUGUACAUGUACCAUCAUUAUUUAACUUAGGACCAGAGAGUGUACAUGUACCAUCAUUAUUUAAUUUAGGACCAGAGAGUGUACAUGAACCAUCAUUAUUUAACUUAGGGCCAGAGAGUGUACAUGUACCAAUCAUUAUUUAACUUAGGACUAGAGAGUGUACAUGUACCAUCAUUGAUUAACUUGGGGCUAGAAGAUGGAAUGCUUUGCCAUACAACAGACAGUUGAAGGCAUGCAACAUAAUUGACCUAGUAUGGCUACCCAUAAUUAUAAACAAAAUUUUGACCUUACACCAACAAUGCUGUAUUUUGUUUUGGAAUUGUGGCACAUCACAAUCCCAAUACAUUGAGUUAAUUUAAUGUUGUUUUUUUUUCUAACAAGAUUUAAAAUGAAGGUCGGCUCUGACUUGCAGGAUGAUAAACGCAGAGCGCAAAUACUGAGGCAGACAAUGGAUCCCAGUCACCUACUGGUAGGUGUAAAUCUGUCUGAUCAAAUCAGUCACCUACUGGUAGGUUUAUAUCUGUCUGAUCAAUCUCAGUUAAUUCUGAACAUAAAAUAGUUUUAAAUGUAGUAUUUGAGUAGUUGUAAUGUAGUUUAUUUAAAGAAGUCCUGUUAUUUCUUGUAGAUAACUUGCUAAGAACAGCUACAUUUUAACUCAACUAAAUGCAUGCUUUUGGUUAGAAAUGUUGACGAGGAAAUAAUUUCUAUCAGAUGGUGGAUGCCAAUCAGAAGUGGGAGGUCCAGGAAGCCAUUGACUGGAUGAGGGAGUUGGUCCAUUUUAACAUCACCUGGAUUGAAGAACCAACCUCCCCUGAUGAUAUUCUGGGCCAUGCAGAGAUUGCCAAGGUUUGUGAUAAGCCAAUGUAAGAUAAGUGAGGAUUGUGAUAAGUCAAUCUUAGAUAUCCCAGGUGAGUGAAAAACUUCUAUUUUUAGAAAUAUAGCUAAUUACAGACCUGUUUACUCUUAUGAUUUUGCAGUACAAUGUACGAUUUUAAGGUGUGUUCAUUAUUUAUACUGUAUGUUUAUUUUUUUACUAUUUAAGAUAAUGUAUUGAACAAUUUUGUGAUGAUAUUGUACGAUUUUAAGAGUUUGGGGGUAAACAGGUCUGUAAUUACGAAGUGGAGCAGAGCUAAUUGAUUUGAAAGGCAUCAGUGGAAAAAAAAUUGAACUUAACUUAUUUCUUCACUUAAAAAAAAACAAACAUCAAAAUUUUUAACCAUUUUAAAACUAGCCAAAUUAUCAUAACCUGCCAGGUGUUGAAACCUUUAGGGAUCGGCGUGGCCACAGGUGAACAUUGUCAAAACAGGAUCAUGUUUAAACAGUUCCUCAAGGCGGGGGCCAUGCAGUUCUGCCAGAUUGACAGUUGCAGACUUGGAGGAGUCAAUGAAAAUCUGGCCGUCAUUUUAAUGGCUAAGAAAUUUGAUGGUAGGAUGCUUGAUGUCAUAAUCUAUAAACUACAACUGCAACAAAAUAUGAAUGAUAAACUAUAACUACAACAAAAUAUGAAUCUUAUAAGCUACAACUUUAACCCACGAACUGGCCAUUGUAUGUUUCUGUACUGUGCAGGCAAUUUAGAGCUAUUUGAGUGCCUUUGAAAAAUGUGAUUUUUCACAUGCAAAUACUAUAGCUAGAACCCAUAAAGUAUAUAUUUAUUGAAAGUAGACUGGGUGGGGAAUAUUACUGGCUAUUUCUUAAUGAUAUUUUAUACUCGCUGACCAUGACCGUGAACUUGGAGUGACCAAGAAUAAAGAAAAAAAAUAUUUUUAAGCACCUCAAACUACAAUUUUUUGAAGGCAUAUUUUUAGAAUGGUUACAUAAUACGAUAGCAUUUUAUUUAUUUUUCCGAAAAUGUAUUUUUUGUAUAUGUUUUAGCUAUUAAUAGAUUAAAAAAAUUUUUUUUUUCUGAUACCUAUAAUUACGUUCAACAAAGCAUGACAUACAAUUUAAACAUUACUAAAAAAAUAGCAAGAAACAGAUAAAAUUUAAAAAGCCGCUAUAUAAAUAUUUAAUCCAUAAAAUGAAAUAUAAGAAAACAUAUAUAGAAUAUCCAAUUAUUUUUUGUUGGUACAAAAUCAUCUGCAACACAGUUUUGAACGAGUCCUGUUGUUGGGGCAAUGCUUACUCAUUCUAGCUUUAGGCCUAGGUCUAAAACGUCUGACCUUUCGCUUUCUGACCCACUAGAAAAAUAAUCGGAAUUAUCAUUGUUUUCAUGUUUGAUCGUAAGAUCAUCUUCCAAAUCACUUAAGUCAUUAACUGAAAAGAAUUAUAAAUAAGAUCCCUAACUGAUUUAUUUUGUAAGCCAGAUGGUCCAGCUAUGGCCUCAUCCACUUCGCGAAAAUCCACUUACACAAAUUUGUUUGAUAAAGAUCGUUGUAAAAAUAACUCAAAAGUUUAAAAAAGGACACAGAAGAGCGAAAAACGGAAGAUCAUUUAUUAAUAAAAUUAAUAAAAUAUUAUAUUUGGUGUAAAAUAUUGCGCUGGAACUUAUUCUUUCAACUGAUUUUUUUAACAGCCGUUUUUAUCGGCCGACACAGUUAACGUGGGUUAACAAAAACACAGUGUAAAUAUUAAAUGAAUUAUCUCACCAUCACUUGGACUAUAACAUAAAUGAGUGGCUUGGUUUCACCCCUGAAUUCUGAUUGUCUACACAAUCUUUGACAAGCCUUGUUCUCCUCCAGUGCCAGUUUGUCCUCAUGGAGGUGGGGUUGGCCUGUGUGAGUACACCCAGCACUUGUCCAUCUUUGAUUACAUCGCUGUGUCAGGAUCAAUUGAGAAGAGGUGAGGAGUUUGAUGAUUUUUCAAUUAUAUUCUCAUCAACAUUUGACUUCUGGAACUGACCAUGACAGUUGUUAAGUAGACUGCGGUUAGCAUAUCAAGAAAACCUCUCUAUGAGUUUAAGUUGACCUCAGUAAGGAUAUCAAAAUCUCUUUGUGUUAUGUUGACCACAGUAAAGAUAUCAAAAUCUCUUUGUGUUAAAUUGAUCACAGUAAGAUAUCAAAGUCUCUUAAGUUGACUACAGUAAGAUAUCAAAAUCUCUCUAUGCGUUUGAUCAUUUCAGAAUGCUGGAAUAUACAGAUCACUUACACGAGCACUUUGAAAAUCCAUGCAGGAUAAAAAAUGGCAACUACGUUGUGCCAGAUGUAAGUUUUUGAUGAAAUUUUUGUAUUUAAGAAUGGAAACCAAAGCUGAGUCUCAUUUCUGUUGAAGGAAAAUUAAAUGUAAAUUUUAAAAAAGGUAAAAUAUAAUUUGCAUUUUUGUAACCCAAUGUUAAAACAUUGAUUGAUUGAAAUGGAUUAGCUCUUAGGACUUGCCAGCAUUAUUUUUUUCUCUACAUAUUUCUUGCCCUCAAUGAAUCUGGACCUGAUUUUGUCUCUGGCCCCUGAUGUCCAGCCCUUGUCUUGCUCUUUUAAGGCAUCAACUUCAAUCCCAAAAUCAAAAUUUCUUGUUUUUAAUUCCAUCAUUAUUCAAUUACUAGCUUGAUCCCUUUCACAUUAGCGGCUGCAGAAAAAAAAAACCCAGAUAAAUCGUGGCUGAAUCCAUGGACACUUUUAUUUAAGAUGGAAGAAUGGAAGGUGCAGGGCUUUUUUCAACUUGUAAAAGAUUUAUUUCCCAUGCUGAUAAUAAGUGCAUUUCAAAUAGGACUAUAAUUUAAAAUAAGUUUUUUUUUUCUUUCCUCAAAAUAAAUGACUGGUUUUUUUUUUGGUUGUCUUUCCUAUAAAUAACUGACUCUGUUUUUUGUUUGUUUUGGUCUCUGUUUCUUCUUUUAUUUAAAAAUAAGGAAGAGCUGAUCCCUGCUCCAUUGUAGACCAUAUUAAACAUUUUUAUUUUAUCUCAUGCUCACACACAGCACUUCUCUCCCUUUCACCCAUGCCAUAUUCUCUCCCCUUGUGAUGAAUUUAAUAAUACACUUUAAUGUGACUCCUGGCAAGUCAACAUCCUCUUUUUCCCUCCAGGUGCCCGGAUACAGUAUUGAUAUGAAAGCCAGCUCCCUGGCCGACUAUGAGUGGCCGACGGGUCGUGUUUGGCAGGCUCUUAUUAAAGAGGGUGUUUACAAAGUGUAGCCGUUUGCAUUGUCAAUCUUAAAUAUUUGCUCGGCUUUAAAAGAGAGCUGAUAGAUAAGCAACAAAACAUUUUUUCAUGGGCUUUAAGGCAUGCAUUAUGAUGUGUUUCUUUAGAAGAUUUUGUUUUCAAGUCAGAAAGCAUCCUGAUGUUUAAGUCUAAAUUAAAUUUUCUUUUUAAGUAGAUUUAAAAAAAAAAAAUUUUUUACAUAGAGAACCACAUUUAAUUGCUUUAAAAUUCUAAAAUUCUAAAAAAUGAUCCCCAGAUUUAAAAAAAACCCACUAAAUGUCGAGGAUUUCUUCAAAUAGUGUGAACAAGUGGGCAAUACUUUUAUAAAAUUAGGGCAGUAUCAGUAAGUUAGCAGCAGUCAAUUUGGAUCUAUAUUGGUAUAAAUUGACUUCACUGAACGCCACUUAUCUUUGUUAGACAACUCCAUAUUUAUUGUGCAUUAAUGACUUACCAUUUAUACUCUAGCAUAGGUCACACCAGUGGACAGGGCGCACCCUUAGUUUAGUGUUGUCUAAGUGGGGUUUUUAAGGUCGACCUGCCGACAGAUUGCAUCCUUAGUUUGGGGGGUUUCAUGGCCCCAUAUUUUUAAUAUAAAUAGAACUAAUAUUUGUUUAACAGAUGUCACAAACAUGUUUCCGUGACAACUUGAAAACUGGAAAGCUGUUGUCACAAACUUUGAAACAUGUUCCAACGUAAGCAAGAGCAGUAUGGAAAUGAUUAUCUGAUUUUUCAUAUAAAUCACACCUGCAGAGUGAUUAAGAGCAAUAGAAAUUGAUGUUGAGUGGAUAUGUUUCGCUCAUGAUUUUUAUAAAAAAAUUCGGUUAAAAAAAAAAAGUGGGACCUAUAAGCAAGUAUUUAUGGAAAAUCUUAAAGCCGAGUUGUUGCAGAGUUGGACAACAAUUGCAGUUAUUGUAGAAAGUUGGGUAAUCUACCACUUGAGCAUCGGCCAAGAAAAAAUCCAGCUGUUCAGGUCGCAAGGGCUAUUUAAACAACUAUUCUUAUAUUAUUUUUAAUGACAUUGGUUGUACAUAUUCAUUCCCAUUAUAAUAGACAAUUUUUUAAAAUAGAAAAACUAUAACAAUUUUUUUGAAAUAGAAGAUAAUGUGUAAAAAUGGAAUUAUGCAUAGUUAUCCCCCAAGUUGACAAUGAAGUUUAAAAAAAUAUAAUUUCCAUGAAAACGGUUGUGGUACCCGGUACAUGAAUCCACGUCAAUAUGAAGGGGAAAGAUCACCGUCUCUUCUUGUGCCAAACUGUCUUUUCAGUUUAUGCUUUCCGAGCAUUCACGUUUUCCACAUUCUGUGUGUGGACAUCUGCGUCAUCUGGAUCAAAAAAAAUAAUUGUUGUCUCUUUUUCUUCCUGGCAUAUCGGUAGCUUGGCAGUAAUGAUAAGUAUUUAAAUGUAUUAGUAUUGUGCUAUAUAACUUUAUAGCCUCUAUACGGAAACAAAAAUAUUAACAGACUCCAAUGUAAGAAUAGUUGUUUACAUAGCCCUUCCAAUCGGAAAAACUGGAUUUUUUCUUGGCCGACGCUCAAGUGGUAGAUUACCGAAAGUUGCAUAGCUAGGGUAAGUGCAUAGCUAGAGUAAGUGCAUAACUAGAGUAAGUGUAUAGCAAGGGUAAGUGCCUCCCUUACCCCCUCCACCUUUCCUUCCUAUAACAGUCAUUCUAGAUUUCACUUGAUGUUAUGAGGGUAUGUUGAUAUGUUAAAGGUGUGUUGAUGUGAUGAGGUUGUGUUAAUGUGAUGAGGUUGUGAUGUUGGGGUGAGGGUCUGCCGAUGUGAUGGUGUUUUGGUGUUGUUUGAUUGAUUGGAUAUUUAUGUAGUGCUGGUAUCCAUGCUACUUUAGCAUGUUAGGGCGUGUUGAUGUGGUUAAGGUGUGUUUAUAUGGUUGGGUGUGUUGAUGUGGUUGAUGUGGUGAGGGUGUGUUGAUGUGGUUAGGGUGUGUUUAUAUGGUUAGAGUGUGUUGAUGUGGUUAGAGUGUGUUGAUGUGGUUGAUGUGGUUAAGAUGUGUUCAGAUGGUGAUAAAAAUUAAUACUAGGAUCCGUUACAGGUAAAGGGGAAAUCACUCCCUUGUUAAAGGCUCCUCUUGCCUUGUUUACCAUUUAGUAAAUCAACUAGAGACCGACCGAAAGUGAUUUUAUGAUUUCGGCCGAAGCCGAAAAUAGGCCGAAAGUUUAAAAUGACUUUCGGCCGAAACCGAAAAAAGACCGAAAGUUUAAAAAUGACUUUCGGUCGAAACCGAAAAAAGGCCGAAAAAUAAAAAUGAAUUUCGGCCGAAGCCGAAACCGAAGCCGAAACCGAAAAUGAAAUGUUAAGAGAUUUUGAAAUUCGUUCCCACAUACACUCUGCAUACAUCGAAAUCGAAACCGAAAAAAGGCCGAAAAAUAAAAAUGAAUUUCGGCCGAAGCCGAAACCGAAGCCGAAACCGAAAAUGAAAUGUUAAGAGAUUUUGAAAUUCGUUCCCACAUACACUCUGCAUACAUCGAAAAUGAUUUGGAAAAGUAUAAAUAUUUACAUUCUUUUUAUAAAAAAUGAGAUAUACGUGAAUAUUAAUAAAUAAACAUCUAAAAAGGGUUCUCAAACUCGCGGCCCGCGAGCCAAUUGUGACCCGCAAGACGAUAUUUUGCGGCCCGCUACGUGACAGAAAAGUUUAUUGUAAAUGCGCGGCCCGUUUCACCCAUUCUCAUAUCUAUAACGUGACUCUCCGCGACAGUUUCAGUCGAAUCUCACCGACUAGUCUAAUUCUGAUUAUUUUUUUAAAUGCUUCUAUAUUUUUUGAAUGCAACAGUGAGUAGGUGGAUGAAAGUGAAUCCUAGUUCUUGAGAACCCUUAAUGAUUUUAUUGUUAUUUAUAAAGGUUGAGCAGAUUGUAACAGUUGUAAUCGCUUUUUUUGUGGAUUACUUGAUGCGGCCCAGUCUCAUUCAGACACUAACUCCUGCGCUUCCCCCUCCCCCCUUUUGAUGAUUUGAGUUUGAGACCCUUGAUCUAAUGAAUACUUUGGAUUUUACCAUUUUAAUAUAUAAAGAAAUUUAAAUUGCUUUACAAUUUAUUUUUAAAUUAGUAUGGUAGGAGAAUAUUUGGCAAAAAUUGGGGGGUUGGGGGGGGGUGGGGGAAAUUAAUGCAAAAUAUUAUUUUCUUAAACCGG
This is a messenger RNA of Lymnaea stagnalis (great pond snail), 19726 nucleotides long. NCBI's taxonomy places the organism in Eukaryota, Metazoa, Mollusca, Gastropoda, Lymnaeidae. The record is from the annotation of a GenBank genome assembly.